AUGAAGGUCCCAUCAGUACAUGUAUGUAUCCUGGCUCUUGUUGCUACGCUGUGUAGCUUUUCAUCCGUUCAAUCCUUUACCAGUCAUCAUAGUAUUCGUCCCUACGGAACCACUUCCUUGAAAGCAUCGACGGCCAACAGCGACGCCACUACAACGACGGAAGGAGACAAAACUUCCAGUGGACUCUUGAAACGAGAUCGCUACGUCGCUACCAACCGAUUUGCGGUCCGUCAAGGCAAGGCUGCCAAAUUCGAGAAACGCUGGGCCACACGAAAAAGCAAAUUGGCAACGCUCGAUGGAUUCAAGUACUUUCACUUGAUGCGACGUGUCACUCUCAAUAACGACGAUGGCAGUAAUGUCUACGACGAAGGAGAUGGCGACGACACGGCACAUGGCAACUAUGUCAGUUUCACCAUUUGGAGCAAAAAGUCACACUUUUCAGCCUGGAGAUCGGGAGAAGCCUUCAAGGAAGCUCAUGGAGGAACUUCCAUUGGCGCAUUUGUCUCCACCAUGGUCAAGAGUGCCAUGGUACUACGAGGUGCUCCUCGACCGGCUUUCUACGAUGGACUCUUGAUCCAAUCCACAAUACCAGACUCGCAAGGAGAAGUUGUUGACGGAUGGAGAAAUGUCAAUGCCGAUGGAGUCAACACGCUUCCCACAGAAUGCUUUGUGGCGUGCAAUCAGUUCUUUGUACCACCCGAAAAUGCCGCCGCUUUUGAACAACGAUGGAAAAAUAGAGAAUCCAAACUGCAAGAAUGCGAUGGAUUCGUUGCUUUUACCAUGAUGCGCAGAGAUGCAUCUGCCAAGGGACACGGAGUCGUUCCCCUUUCCAGUGGAGAACCCAGUUACACAUCCUGCACCAUCUGGAGAGAUCGGGCGGCAUUUGACAAUUGGAGAAAGGGAUCCGCCUUUCAAAAGGUUCACGGUGGUGGCGAUGCCAACAGCAAGAAAUCAGAGGAAGAAGCCAAGCCAGCGACACCGCCACAGCCACUCUGGAGCCAGCCACCACAACCAGUCUUUUACGAAGGCACGUUAGUGAUCACUGGUGAAGAUGGUGCUUGA
Messenger RNA from Seminavis robusta, 1062 nucleotides. The record is from the annotation of a GenBank genome assembly. Lineage: Eukaryota; Bacillariophyta; Bacillariophyceae; Naviculales; Naviculaceae.